Messenger RNA from Dothidotthia symphoricarpi CBS 119687, 2191 nucleotides. RefSeq names its product cysteine proteinase. Lineage: Eukaryota; Fungi; Ascomycota; Dothideomycetes; Pleosporales; Dothidotthiaceae. Bases 16 to 1758 code for a protein of 580 amino acids. Gene Ontology annotation, biological process: proteasome-mediated ubiquitin-dependent protein catabolic process; regulation of proteasomal protein catabolic process; protein deubiquitination. The transcript has 4 exons. Gene Ontology annotation, molecular function: cysteine-type deubiquitinase activity; protein binding; proteasome binding. The record is from RefSeq and is a predicted model, not a curated record.
GCUGAGUAGCUCAUCAUGGCAUCCAUACCAGUCAUCGUCAAGCACCAGGGCAAGAAGCAUGAAGUCGAGGUCGACGCCACUUCCAACGGCGAGACGUUCAAGUACCAGCUCUUCUCCAUCACCGGCGUCGAGCCCGAGCGCCAGAAGAUUCUCGUCAAGGGCGGCCAGCUCAAAGAUGACGCCGACAUGUCCAAGCUGGGUCUUAAGCCCAAUCAGACCAUCAUGAUGCUGGGUACCCCCUCCGGCGACGCGAAGGUCAUCGAGAAGCCCAAGGACAAGAUCAAGUUCUUGGAGGAUAUGGACGAGGCCGAAGCAGCGCAGUUGGAAGGUGCCACACCCGCUGGUCUGCAGAACCUGGGCAACACGUGUUACAUGAACUCGACGCUCCAGACGCUGAGGUCGAUCCCCGAGCUGCAAGAGGAGCUCCUACGGUACUCUACUAGUGGCGCUGGAUCAUCUAGCUCAGCAAACCAGCUCAGCCAGUUCGGUCUCGGUGGGCUUGGUGCGUCUACUGAUCUUACAGGCUCUCUCCGCGAUCUUUUUAAGCAAAUGUCCGAAACACAGCAAGGCUUCCCGCCACUCAUGUUUUUGAAUGCCCUGAGAACCGCCUUCCCACAAUUUGCUCAAAAGUCAAAGGACGGACACGGUUAUGCGCAGCAGGAUGCGGAAGAGGCCUGGUCUCAGAUUGUUUCCCAGCUUCGUCAAAAGCUGAAGUGGAAGGACACUGCGGGCUCGGACGAGGGCAAGCAGGCGGAACUGUCUUGGAUCGACAAAUACAUGGCAGGGAAAUUCGAGUCAGUCAUGGAGUGCGACGAGCCUGCAGCCAAGGAACUUGGAGAGGAGCCUAUCAACAGCGAGGAUCUUUUCUUCAAGCUCAACUGCCACAUCAACGUCGAGACGAACCAUCUCCGUGAUGGACUCGCUGCCGGGUUGAAGGAGCAGAUCGAGAAGCGCUCCGAGCUCCUAGGCCGCAACGCACUGUACACAAAGACCUCACGCAUAGCACGGCUCCCGAAACAUCUCCCAGUACACUUUGUACGCUUCGACUGGCGGCGAGACACCAACAAGAAGGCAAAAAUUAUGCGAAAAGUCACAUUCCCAGAAGAGUUGGAUGUUCUGGAAUUCUGCACAGACGAUCUGAGGAAGCUGCUGGUCCCGAUCCGUGAUAAGAUUCGCGACCUUCGCAAGGAAGAGCUUGAUGUGGAGCGUGCGCGCAAGCGACAGAAGCGCAUGAAGGCCGGCGAAGAGAACGAUGCCGGGCCUACCGCUAGUGAGCCCCUUGCUAAGAAAAAGGCAGCAGCUGAAAAGAAGGAAGAAACGAAGAAAGCUCCUGAGGACACUGAGAUGGCGGACGUCGAGUACAAGACUGACGCUCAGAUCGAGGCUGAACGUGCAGCAUCUAUCCUUGCUGCGAAGAAGGAGCUUCUGGCAUUGGUCGAUCCCACACUUGGCGCAGACGAGGGUGCCAACCAGACAGGUCUUUACGAGCUUCGAGGUGUCAUCACUCAUCAGGGUGCCAGCGCCGACAGCGGUCACUACACUUCAUUCGUCAAGAAGCUGGGUGCCAAAGACCCGGCCACUGGCAAGCGGAAAGAGGAAGACGGCAACUGGUGGUGGUUCAACGACGAGAAGGUCUCUGAGGUCGAUUCUGAAAGGAUUCAGACCUUGUCUGGUGGAGGCCAAAGCCACUCGGCCCUGAUCCUCCUGUAUCGUGCAGUUCCGCUGCCCGUCGUGGACGAGGAUGUGAAGAUGACCUAAGUGACAGCUCACCUCCAUAUGCAUCUAGAUUCCCCAUUGCUCAGAGCUUAGCGUUGGUCAUGUAUGGGAUUGGCGUUGCAUAAGAGACGGGGAUCCGGUAUAGGCCACUAUGGCCAUAGCAUGUAUUACGACUCAACGAAUUCAAGAAUGCGUGGCAUGAACAGCGGUAUGCUAUUUUGACCAGUUGUGCCCAUUUUCCAUCUCGUCUUCACGUUCACCUCCUCACCACGCGUCGUCGAAACGCGUCCGCGUCGAACACAACGCCAAGCCACAUGUGCCAUCUUGCUCCUUGCCCACACUCUCAUUUCCUUCCACUACAGUUUCAAUACCCACAUAGCCUACUUGAUCCCGCUGUAGACUUUCUGUUGUAUCAUCUUGUUCAUUAGUAUUUCGUCGCAUGUACUGCGUAUCACCAUGUUCUAUUCCCACGAAG